AUGACCAAGCUAGAAAAAUUCCCCGACACCGAGGAAAACGGUGGUGGCUGGUGGGGCUUUCAAUGCCGGAAAGAGUAUAAGAUGGUUAGGAAGAUGCCUACGGCACAAAAGAAAUUCCGACGUCAGUUUGUUUAUAUUUACUACGACGGUGAUUGGGGUUUGCCUAUCACGUGGUCUCGAGAUCGAGGGACCACAGACUUGUUUGAACUUCGAGGUGCCAGAGAUGUCAAAGGAGGAGGUUGUGGCUGCCUGUUACUUCAAGACUCAUUGCGAGGAGUCGUUUCCCGUUCACGAUUAGACCAAAAGAUGGCCAAUAGAGUUGAUGUCAACGCCAUCAUGGCCCAAAGGCUCAGGAGGGAACUUCAGGAUGGAUCGAUCACCGGGGAUCCCGCCAACCCACGGCGCAAGAAGGAGCGCUCCGCUACUUUAUCGGGUCGUCCCGAGACAGUGAUUGCCUUGGAACAACCGCGCUCAAGCGUGGAGAGGAGGCCUUCCUCGAGUAGAGGGCCAUCCCUCCAGUCGGGACUUGAUGCCAACUUCGAUGAGGGGAAUUAUGAACUUCCCCCAACUCCCACAUACACUCGUUCUUCUCCUUCGCCGCCGUCAAAGAGGGUGUGUGGGGCUUUGGCUGGGGGCGACGCCCCUUUUACUAGGAUGUCGACUGAUGACAAGGGUCAACGAUUGAGGAAGAUUUGCAGGGAGAUAGCUGGUCCCAAGGAUGAGGAGUAUCUCGAGUCCAUCAGUGAGGACGAGGUUGACGAGCUUCAUCACGCUUGGUUGGAUAUGUCUAUUCGGAUGACUAUGGUGGCACGCCGCCGUAUAACUUUGACAGCGGAGAAUGAGAGGUUGUCUGCUAGAGUAGCUGAGCUAGAGGCUGCGGCUCGGGGGCAUCAGGCGAUUGUGAAGGAUUUGGAGACAAAGCUUCACAAGUCUGAAUGCGAGCUGACGAGGGUGAUAAGGGUUGUUGACAAUGAUCAACCUGACUUUCAAGAGAAGUCGAACGAGUUGAAUGGCCGGAUUGGCCAACUGACGAGGGAUCGUGAUGAUGCCAUGAAGAAGGUGGGUCGUCUCUCGGCGAGGCUGAAGGAGGCUCGACCGAAGGCUGAGAGGAGUUCUGAAGAGUGGUUCCAGGCAUGGCAAGAGUCAGACGAGUGUCUGGCGUACAACACCGAGGUUAGGGGGAACUCUUUCCAAGCCGAGGAGGAGUCUACACUGGCUCGGAUGAAGAGGAAUGUGAUUCAGGAUUGUGCCACUUUUGAUUAGGAGGCUUCGACUAGGACUUACCCGUUCGUUUGCAAAGCCGAGAUGGCUUUGUUGUGUGAUCAGAUGGCGACCACCAGCUUUGGCCAGCAGGCUGGGCCCGACGCCCAGCAAUUCUCGGGAGGUUUUGAAGAUGUUGCAUUUAAUGAGGAAGGUAGGGACUACGGCAGCUCUUCUCAUUAGUGCCUUAGUAUCUUAGCCCUUUGUUUGCUCG
Beta vulgaris subsp. vulgaris (sugar beet) is the source of this 1474-nucleotide messenger RNA. RefSeq lists its product as uncharacterized. Bases 1 to 1263 code for a protein of 420 amino acids. The record is from RefSeq and is a predicted model, not a curated record. The transcript is spliced from 4 exons. NCBI's taxonomy places the organism in Eukaryota, Viridiplantae, Streptophyta, Magnoliopsida, Caryophyllales, Amaranthaceae.